AAACAAAGCCCUUCUCACCCGUGCCAUCAUUGCUUCAUCAUCGAUAUAUCUUGAAUAAAUAACUCUAAUAUAAUUAUUAAAAUAAAAAUAAAAAUAAAAUAGAAAUUAAUAAGAAACAAGAAAAUUAAUUUUGUCGACUUCUUCUUCUUCUUCAUCGCCAAAAGCUUUUCCCCUUUUUCAUUCAAUUCCUUUUUCUUCUUCUUCUGCAGCAAUGCUCCACACACCGCUUACCCUGCGCCCUACCGCACCCAAUCACUCCCCUCUCUCCAUGACCUCCGCCGGCAAGCGUCCCGUCGACAUUCCCUCCACCGCCGACGACGACGCCGACGCUUCCGAUCCAGUCAAGCGCCGCCGCCGCAGCAGCUCUGAGGACGUUCCGAUUGCGGAUGAGGAGGCGGCGCAGCAGCUACGGGCGGCGGUCGGAGAUGAAGAUUCCGACUCCGGCGGGCUACGGCUGCUCGGUCUGCUUCUCCAGUGCGCAGAGUGCGUGGCGAUGGACAACCUCGACGACGCCGGGCAGCUGCUGCCGGAGAUCGCGGAGCUCUCGUCGCCGUACGGAUCCUCGGCGCAGCGGGUCGGCGCGUACUUCGCGGACGCGCUCUCGGCGCGCGUGGUGGCGUCGUACCUCGGCGCGUACGCGCCACUCUCCCCGCCGCCGCGUGCGCACCUCCUCCGGCUGCAGAACGCCGUCCAAAUCUACAACUCCGCCGCGCCGCUCGUGAAAUUCGCGCACUUCACGGCGAACCAGGCGAUCCAGCAGGCCGUGGACGGCGCGGAUCACGUCCACGUCAUCGAUCUCGACAUCAUGCAGGGCCUCCAAUGGCCAGGAUUGCUCCACAUCCUCGCCUCCAAAUCCCGCCGCAUCAAGUCCCUCCGCAUCACCGGCCUCGGCCCCUCCGGCGACCUCCUCGCCGCCACCGGCCGCCGCCUGGCCGAAUUCGCCGCCGCCUUCAGCAUCCCGUUCCAAUUCCAGGCCGUGGAGGGCAAAAUCGGAAAUCUCCAAGACCUGACCCAAUUAGGGCUCCAAAUUGGAGAAACCGUCAUAGUCCAUUGGAUGCACCAUUGCCUGUAUGACAUCACCGGUAGUGACUUAAAUGCACUCAAAACCCUAACCCUAAUUAGGCCCAAAUUGAUCACCAUUGUUGAGCAAGAUUUGGGCCAUGGCGGGGCCUUCCUCGGCCGAUUCGUCGAGGCCUUGCACUAUUACUCGGCCCUAUUCGACGCCCUCGGCGAUGGGCUCGGGCCCACGAGCUCCGACCGUCAUGCCGUCGAGCAACAAUUGUUCGGGUGCGAGAUACGCAACAUUGUGGCCGUCGGGGGCCCAAAGAGGACGGGGGAGGUGCGCGUCGAGAGGUGGGGGGAAGAGUUGCGCCGGGCCGGAUUCGGGCCGGUUUCUCUCGCGGGAAACCCAGCCGCACAAGCGAGCUUGUUGCUCGGGAUGUUCCCGUGGCAAGGCUACACUCUAGUCGAGGAGAAUGGGUGUCUCAAGCUCGGGUGGAAGGAUUUGUCGUUGAUGACGGCUUCGGCUUGGGAGCCUUCGGAUUAGGGGCGGUGUGUGCAAUUUAGGUACGAAAACGAGUCGAGUCGAGUCGAACUCAGCAGAACUUGUGUGUGUUUUGAUGGUGUUGUAAAGAUGAAGUUUUGAUUCUUUGGUGAUUGAAAUAAAAAAUUUAAAAAGAUGUUAAUAAUGUUAAUGUAGCAAAUUUAUGAACAUCAAUCAUCAAUGCACUAAAGUUGGUGA
This is a messenger RNA of Andrographis paniculata, 1741 nucleotides long. RefSeq names its product scarecrow-like protein 23. Gene Ontology annotation, biological process: regulation of DNA-templated transcription; leaf development; bundle sheath cell fate specification. The record is from RefSeq and is a predicted model, not a curated record. Gene Ontology annotation, molecular function: sequence-specific DNA binding; DNA-binding transcription factor activity. Lineage: Eukaryota; Viridiplantae; Streptophyta; Magnoliopsida; Lamiales; Acanthaceae. The transcript has a single exon. Bases 212 to 1546 code for a protein of 444 amino acids. Gene Ontology annotation, cellular component: nucleus.